Messenger RNA from Rotaria sordida, 537 nucleotides. NCBI's taxonomy places the organism in Eukaryota, Metazoa, Rotifera, Eurotatoria, Philodinida, Philodinidae. The record is from the annotation of a GenBank genome assembly.
AUGCUCGGUCAAUUUUUCCCAGCUAUUACGGCACCUUUGUUUUUGAAUUUGACCGCGCUAUUCGCCGCUCGUUGGUUCGCUCCACAACAACGUGAUAUUGCCACAGCCAUUGGUUCAAUGGCCAUGCCACUUGGUGGAGCCAUCGGUGCUCUUCUACCAUCCCUUAUUGUUACCGAUGGCAUAUCAUCUCAUUCAUUUUUGAUUCUGUUAACAAUUGAAGCUGCUUUCACCACAUUGACAAUGCUCUUAGUUGUAGCCAUAUUUCGAUCGGAGCCUCCAUCGCCACCAUCGCCUUCCGAGGAACAUCACCAAUCAAUUAAUGUCAAACAAGAUCUAGGCCAUAUGGCAUCACCAACUGAUCCUAAAGAUCUUUCUAAAUUACGUUCAGUUGCACCAAUAAAUAAUGAUCCUAAUGCUUCACCAGCAACAAUCUGGGAUAAAAGAAAAUAUAAUUUUUCUAUAUUAGUCGAAAUAUCAAAAAAUAGACCAAUAUGUGAAACACUUUGUUUAAAAGAAGCACUUAUUUUUGGUAAAUAA